Molecule: messenger RNA, 180 nt
Organism: Suillus bovinus
Lineage: Eukaryota; Fungi; Basidiomycota; Agaricomycetes; Boletales; Suillaceae
Exons: 1
Source: RefSeq, a predicted model, not a curated record
UCAUUCUGGGAGUGGGCUAUCCUCAACUCCACACAUACCCAGAAUAUUCUCCCAUUCUCUGCACUUGAUGGCAGGACUCCCUUUAAAGCCUUUUAUGGUCGCCAGCCAGACAUUGACUACCUCCGCUCUUUUGGUGCGCUUGCCUAUGCUCAUGUCCCUGAUGAUGUGCGCCCCAAGUAC